UUAAAAUCUAACAUCAUCAUGAAAAUAUUAAAAUAACAUAUUGAAUUUCAGUGUUAUUUCUGGAUCAUAUUGCAUUAAAAGUGAAGCGUAGCGUGCUUUUCUCGUAGGUCAUGUUUAUAAAGCCUAGGUGAAGAUUUAGAGCUGUAAUUUUACUGGAGAUUGAUCAAGCAGAUUAUGAGAGAGAAAGUCAGUGAACCAUUUCUGCAGCGUUCAAUACAUCCACAGAUGCAGCGCUCUGACCGUGAGUUAAAUUGUGCAAUAAGGCCUAGAAUACGGCAGAGAAAUGUUGCCACUCAAGACACUGAUCAAAGAUUUGGACGGAUACACUAUGAAACUAUAAUUGCCCCAAAAGGACAAGCUCUGAAUACAGAAAGGGGAUACAGUGAUAUGGGCAGAGAUAAUGACAAUACAAAACAUUUUGGGGAAUCUGGAAGACAUGCUACAAGUAGUAUAAGGAAGUUGUCUCGUACAAGAUCCCCAAGAAGGCAUUCAAGAAAGAGUACUCCAAUAGAAGUACAAGAUGAAAAUCACAAAUGGAUAUUG
Owenia fusiformis is the source of this 543-nucleotide messenger RNA. The record is from the annotation of a GenBank genome assembly. NCBI's taxonomy places the organism in Eukaryota, Metazoa, Annelida, Polychaeta, Sabellida, Oweniidae.